AGGUAGGCACUGCUGGUAUUAAACUCACUCUGCUCCACACCUUGACACAGUCCACCAUCUCCUGAAGACCCUCUUCCCAUAGAAUGGAUCCCGUGUACGAGACCCCCGACGUCACCUACGAAAACCAGUCGUCAGGUAUUUAUGACAUGACCUACGAGACGCCAUACGCAGAGCCCUCUGACCUGAUAGCAGAGUACGAAAACAUCGAAAGGGCCAGAGAACCACCAGCUCCCCCUUCCUUACCUCCACCUCGCGCUCCCUCAGAGGGGAGGCGAGGCAGUUCCUCCUCUUCCUCAUCCUCCUCUUCUUCCUCACAUUCUGGAGAUGAAGAGACAGGGGAGACGGAGGAAUUGAAGAAGGGAGAGGAAUCAGAGAAAGACGAAUCAGAGGAAUCAGAGAAAGAAGAGGAGAAGAUAGAGGAAAAGGAGAGCAACAUAGAGCUUAAUUUGGAGAGGAGAUCUCCAGAAGAGGUGGAGAGGGCCAACUCAUCACGCAGAUCCUCAUCUUCGUCAUCAUCAUCUUCAUCUGCCUCUGAGAAGGAGGAACCUGAGGAGAAGCCAAAGCCUGAUAAGGAAGGACCUGAAAUCCAACUUUACGUUAAGGCUGGGAGUGAUGGAGAGAGCAUCGGAAACUGUCCCUUCUCCCAGCGCCUCUUUAUGAUCCUCUGGCUGAAAGGAGUAGUCUUCAAUGUCACCACUGUUGACCUCAAAAGGAAACCGGCAGACCUCCACAACCUGGCCCCGGGAACACACCCGCCCUUCCUCACCUUCCAGGGGGAGGUGCUCACCGACGUGAACAAAGUGGAGGAGUACCUGGAGGAGAUGCUGGCUCCACCAAAGUAUCCCAAACUUUCAGCGAAGAAUCGGGAAUCAAACACAGCAGGGAAUGAUAUAUUCGCCAAGUUCUCUGCCUACGUUAAAAACACAAGACCGGAUAAAAAUGGAGCACUAGAGAAGAGUCUGGACAAAUCCCUGGCCAAGCUGGACGAGUAUCUGCUGAGUCCGACCGCCGGCGAGGUUCAGGACGGACGCCACAGCGGAGACGGGGAAUCCAAACGCAAAUAUCUGGACGGAGACGAGCUGACGCUGGCGGACUGCAACCUUCUUCCCAAACUGCACGUCGUCAAGGUGGUGACGAAGAAAUACCGGAACUACGACAUCCCAUCUGAGUUCAAGGGGCUGUGGCGUUAUCUCGGGAACGCCUACAGCCGAGACGAGUUCACCAACACGUGCGCGGCCGAUGUGGAAAUCGAGCUGGCCUAUAAGGACGUUGCUAAGAGGCUGGGAAAGUGAAUGCAUCACCUCCCGUCUCACUUUCUCUCCUGUCAGAACAUCUACAAAAUCACAGUACACACUCUUUAAAAAGGUUGUUUUUAACACUGAUGUGUGUGUGGAGCACAGUGGUUUCAUUCUGUUUUUACUGCUGAUAUUUGUGGAAAAAAGUCCCAAUUUGCAGACUGUAGCUUAGCUGGGUUAGCUUUCAGUGGAUUGCAUAGUGGGAUUUAUAUUCCCCAUAUAAAGAGCCUUUCCAGAACCAAUAACAAAAGAGCAAAGAAAGGCUCAGUAUUACCCAUCUUCUCAUGUUAACCUCUGAAUAAUUUCACGUUCAUGCAUAAAGCAGUGUUUGAUUUAUGGUCCUGUGCUUUUUUCUGUUGUAUUGUUAAUUUAUAGUGUAUAGAAAAUAGUCUUAUUGUGUUUCAGCCAAAGUAAUUCAUCUUUUAUUGGGCAAGAGUCCAUUUUAUAGACUCCUUGUUUCCUGACAUGAUUGGAUUCACAUCAGAUUGUACUUUAUCACUGAUCCCUAUCUGACACGGUCGAAGUCCCAGUGCAUUCAGAUCCAAACUUUACUUUUAAUUGGAAAGGAAACUCCCAAACAAACCCGGGCUGUGAUGUAUUUUAAUCAUGAGCGCCUUAGUGGGAAUCAAGCUCUCUUCUGCCUUCAGCUCUUUGUCUGUACAGUAAAUUAUAUAUGUCUGAAUAUAAUAUGAAUAAUUGAUGUCAAAGGACUUCUCCUGCCCUGAGGAGCUGUGUGAAAAUAUACACUUCUGUAAAUGAUUGUCGUUCUACUAGAUUCCUCUUCUUUCCGAUGAUUAGAACCAUGAACCCACUGUGUAUAUGUGUCGCUUAUUUGAAUAAUAAAUCUAUUUUCUCAGAGA
This is a messenger RNA of Eleginops maclovinus (Patagonian blennie), 2155 nucleotides long. It is a transcript of the gene clic5a, whose product is annotated as chloride intracellular channel 5a. Lineage: Eukaryota; Metazoa; Chordata; Actinopteri; Perciformes; Eleginopidae. The record is from RefSeq and is a predicted model, not a curated record. The coding region runs from base 84 to 1292 and encodes 402 amino acids. The transcript is spliced from 6 exons.